Molecule: messenger RNA, 1104 nt
Organism: Spirometra erinaceieuropaei
Lineage: Eukaryota; Metazoa; Platyhelminthes; Cestoda; Diphyllobothriidea; Diphyllobothriidae
Source: the annotation of a GenBank genome assembly
AUGCUGCCUGGAGAGGUGCUGGGUCCCCAUGGUCUCCGCGGCUCAAACGACAAUGGCCUGCUGCUCCUCCGCACCUGCGCAGAAUACCGCCUCAUCCUGACAAACACCUUCUUCUGUCUGCCGGAGCGAGAGGAGGCCACCUGGAGGCAUCCUCGGUCGCGUCAGUGGCAACUGCUGGACUAUGUCCUCGUCCGGAGGCGAGAUCAGCGGGGCGAGCUGGUGACAAAGGCGAUCGCGGGCGCUGACGGGUGGACCGACCAUCGCCUCGUCAUCUCGAAGAUGCGUAUUCGCCUACAGCCUCGCAGGAGACCACAAGGCAAACGACUCCCAGGUAAGCUGAACAUUGCCCUGUUGUCUUUGCCUGCUCACCAUCUUCAUUUCAGCAACGAGCUAGCUCAACGGCUAGACAACCUCCCUACUGCUGCCGCCGCCGCCGACCGCGCCAAAGCCGCUGCCGAGAACGCCUCCGUGGAGAACCGUUGGUGUCAACUGCGAGACACGGUCCAGUCGACGGCGUUAGCCAUCCUUGGUCGCCCACGCCGCCAACACCAGGAAUGGUUCGACGAAAACGACGCCAUCAUCAGCAAUCUGCUUUCCGAGAAGAACCGCCUACACAAAGCCUACGUAGAGCACCCCACUGAUGCCAACAGAGCUGCUUUCUACCGCAGUCGCCGUCACAUUCAGCAACGACUGCGCGAGAUGCAGGACGCCUGGACUGCCCACAAAGCUGAGGAGGUCCGAGGGUACGCGGACCGCAACGAGUGGAAGAACUUCUUCUCCACGAUCAAAGCUGUCUACGGUCCGCCAACGAAAGGCACUGCUCCUCUCCUCAGCGCCGCCGGUAGUACUUUCCUGACUGAGAAGACGCACAUUCUACAGCGAUCGGCCUCCAUUUCCGAGGCGUCCGUAGUCGCCCUUCCACGAUCGCCGACGCCGCAAUAUCCCGCUUGCCGCAAGUGGAGACCAUCGAGGACCUCGGUCGAAAAUAGCCGAAACCGAAACAACACCAAUCUCUCUCUUCCUCGUCCAGCCUAUUCUCCUUCUUCCCCUCAUUCUCCUUUUCGCCGCCGCAAUCGCCAGACUGCAAGCGGUUGUCUACGGUAA